ACCUCCACACACACACACACACACACACUGCUUCCACUUUCUUCACACACACACACUCUCCCGCCGAGCUGCGCGCCUCUCCAUCCCCGGCUGUGCGCACUCCUGUCCCCGUAGAGCUCCGGAGCAACGACCGCAGGCUGAUUAGCGGACCGACUGCAGAGAAACGAGGGAACUAAACCCGGAAUAGCAUGUCUUCUAAAGCCAUGGAGUGUAUGAUGCUGUCGGAGGAGCAGAUUAAAGUUCUGGAGGACAGUUUCACUAAAUUCACCAGACAUCCGGAGGGAACCACGCUCAUGCUGAUCGCAGCGGAGUGCGGGCUGUCAGAGGCGGACACACAAAAAUGGUUCAAGCUACGCAACGAACUGUGGAGAGAGGCGGAGGGUCUUCCGCCUAAACUCCGAUCAGUGUUGGACUGAUACCAAAGAAGAAGAAGAAGAAGAAGCUCUGCGCUGACUUUGUUGCUCCUGGACAAAAAUGACCCCCUGCCACCUCUUCCUCUCACACAAUUCCCCCCAUGUGUCAUUCUUUCUUGUUUUGUAUCUAUGAAGCUAUUUUAACUUACUGUACGGAAUGUGAAGGUGUUUGUGUGCCAAUAUAACCCGCCAUGUUUACAGAAAUAAACAUAUUGUAAUUAUUAUAAGUUAAAAUGCCUCGAGUGUGCUCUGUGGCUAUACUGGUUAUACAGGAGGGGAACUGGGGACUUUUGUUUUCAGGCUUUGUUUACAUGUUUGUCGGUCAGCAGGACUAUGACAAAAAAUGUGAGGAAGCGCUGGGAUUACAAUAGAUGCUGCUGGAAUCAGCUGCAGCUAUCCAGGGACAAAUGUGGAAAUUGUCCAGUUGUAGAGGGGAGGAGGAUGGAGGGGGGGGGGGGGACAUAUGAGCCGAGUGAGCUGAAUGGCUAAAUCCUGGGCUAAAUAAAAGACAGGUGAUGUCAUUUCAAUGUCCAUUUCUUUCCUUGUGAUCACUCUUUGUAAAAAGGAUAUGAUCACAGCGGUCGGUUUGAGCUUAACCCUUCAGAGUCUCUGGGCUAAUUUGGCCGUUUUCGAGCUACGUUUUUUAUUUUGUUUGUCUUACUAAACCCCAUUAAGAAAUGUUUGAACAUGUCAAUGUUAGGACAACCUCACCUCAAUAACCUGAUAGUUCUUUUUUUCAUUUCACCAUACUAUAGGAACAUUUUGGACCCAAAAUCACACUAAAAAUGUAAAAACGGAAAUGAUAUUGUUUUUGAUGAGGGUAACACAAACAUGCACACCUCAACAUUUUACUAGAGCACCAAAUGCGUACCUUUAGCCUACUCAGUCUGUUAGAAAGGCACUUGUUCCUCCUGUUUAUCAUUCAUGUUUGCUGGAAGUUACACUACCCUGCUUGAUCUUUAACCUUCUUUUUAUCAAAGAAUCACGUCUUCAGUCGUGUGGUUGAGUGCUACAGAAAAAGGAAGAGAAGUCAGGAAGUACUGAUGAAAACACAUUGUUGGUUUGGACAAGAUUUCACAAAAAUAGUUGAGUUUGGGCCUAUUUUGGGAUGCUUCCUCUUACACAGUGAUUGCUUUGUUGUCCUCUUGGUUUGUGUUUGUUAGUGGGACAUUAAAGAAAUAUUUAAAGUAGGAACAUGUGCCGAGGACCAAGUCUUUGUUUUUAUCUUUGCACAGCUACUGCACCUGCUGAAUGGAAAAACUGUCACAGCAUUUAAGGAUUAAAGGAACUUUUUUGUACAUA
Molecule: messenger RNA, 1715 nt
Organism: Eleginops maclovinus (Patagonian blennie)
Lineage: Eukaryota; Metazoa; Chordata; Actinopteri; Perciformes; Eleginopidae
Gene: hopx
Product: HOP homeobox
Exons: 2
Coding region: 189-416 (75 amino acids)
Biological process (GO): cell differentiation; regulation of transcription by RNA polymerase II
Cellular component (GO): nucleus
Molecular function (GO): DNA binding
Source: RefSeq, a predicted model, not a curated record